AUGUCAAGGGUGUCGACGGCGUGUGGAACUCACAUGGCCCAGGCGGAUGGAUCGAUAGUGGAAGAGGCGGAUGGUUUGCAUACAGUCCCAGACGAAUUGGACGAACAGGAAGUGUUGCAGCAAUUGCCUGAGAACGGCAACACUUCCAGCAGCUUGCAAAGAGAAAAGAGGAGAACUCCCAAUGACAAGGAGACUGAGAGGAAGCAUGCGUUGCCCAAAUCGUUUGUAGACAAAAAUAUGAGCGACGUGUCACCCAACCACUCGCUGGACCAUCUUAUGCUAUCCAGUGAUCGCAAUCCCCGCAGGGGGUCUGCCGAGGAAGGUCCCAGCCGCCCCCAUAACCAUCUCCACAGUAGCAACAAUAAUAUUCAUUCCAAACGAAACUCCAAAAGGGAGGAGUCGAAGAGUCCCUCGAGGCACCCUUCUCCGGCGGCUUACACGCAGCAGCAGUUCAAUGGCUGGAAGAAAGAGUUUGGUCAAGCUUUCAAAAAAAUAUCUGCCAUUGGUAGACUAAGGUCUUCUGUGAAUCCUGCUACGCCCACUGGCAGCGGUCAUCGCCACAACCAGCAUCAACAAGUGAAUGACGAAGACUUGUACACACAGAGACUGGCAUCCGACCUUCUGGACUCACUAUUGUCCGGGUGCCCGGCUUCGUUAUUUGCAAGCACACAGUUCCUGAGAGAUGAACACGGUAAGAGAAGGGCGCCCAUGCUGUUAGCUAAGCUGGACGUUAGAGUAUCUCCUUUGAAAAGUGAGAAUAACUUUUUGGACCUUACAAACGGUAAUCACCACCACCACCACAAUAACAACAACAAUAAUAGCAGCAACAAUAUCACCCCCAACACCAAUUCUGAUAGACGACCUUCAUUGCCAAGAAGAUCCAGCAUUAUGAGCAUUUCUUCUAACGUAGCCGAAUACAUGUAUGGCAGAAACGAAAAUUCAUUGUUUAGGAUACACUUGGAAUACGGCAUUGAUGAUAACAGACUCAAAUGGUCUAUUGUUAGAAGCUAUAAAGAUAUCAAAUCACUACACCAUAAAUUGAAGAUCGUCGCGUUUCAGCAAUCUACCAUUAGCAAACUUUAUAGUGACAACAAUAGGUACCACUCGUUACAACUACCCCACUUCCCUCACUACAAGGAAAUGAUCAAAGAGAGAAAUAUGCUUGAAAAAAAAUCGAAUAACAAACCAACUUCUUCGGCAGCGGCCUCUCAUAUAUCUGCCGGAAAUGAAAACAACAAUAACCAUGACGUCGCUUCUUUAGAAACUUUAUCGUCUUCUGAAAUCUCUGAAUUCGAUAUCAACAACGUUAAGAUGAAACAUUUACAGGAUUUGAUUGACGAACCUGAUGAUUUUUCACAACCARUCCAUCUUAGACUAGAAAGGUAUUUACGGUUGCUAAACAUUGCGUUAUGUUUAAGACCUCAUGCCAAUAGACUGUUUGAAUUUUAUGAACUGUCUCCUUUGGGAAACUUAUUAAGUCGUGAAAGUGGAUUCCAGGGAAAACAAGGGUACUUGGUCAUCAGAUCUACCGCAAAAGCUCAAGGUUGGAGAGUAUCUCAUUUUGGCAAACACGCGUUUAAAGAUAUGAUAGACAGACAUACUACCAAAUGGUUUAUGGUAAGAAAUUCUUAUGUUACUUAUGUUUCAGAUCUUUCUUCAACAACACCACUAGAUGUAUUCCUGAUAGACUGGAAAUUCAAAGUUAGGUUUUCCGGGAAUAAGAACAAUAUUUUGGAUAAUAAGAAGGAAAUUAAUUGGAUCAUUCACGAUCCAAAUUUGGAAAUUAAUGAUGAAUUGGAGGAACUUGCUAUCGAAAACCACACUAAUGACAUCAUAAAUAGAAAUGGUGAUUCCAAAACGCAGCAAAAAAAAUCAAACAUCUCUUCGAAAUUGCUGUUGCUAACUCUAGAAAAUAGUGAAAGAAAACUGAAAAUCAUCUGCAAAUCAGAAAACUCGCUCAAACAAUGGAUCAGUUCAAUCAUAAAAAUGUCUACGUCCACAAUUUGGUCGAAACCAAACAGAUUUGGUAGUUUUGCGCCCGUCAGAACAAAUUCAUUUUGUAAAUUUUUGGUGGAUGGUCGUGAUUAUUUUUGGUCAUUGAGUGAAGCUCUUUUAAUGGCGAAAGAUGUCAUUUAUAUCCAUGACUGGUGGUUAUCCCCUGAACUCUACUUGCGGCGUCCAGUUAAAGGUAAUCAGGAAUUUAGAAUUGAUCGUAUGUUAAAAAAAUGUGCCGAAAAAGGUAUCAAAAUUUUUAUUGUGAUAUACAGAAAUGUGGGAAAUAUUGUUGGGACAGAUAGUCUUUGGACUAAACAUUCAAUGUUAAGCUUACAUCCAAAUAUACAUAUUAUAAGAUCACCCAACCAAUGGUUACAGAAUACGUAUUUUUGGGCCCAUCAUGAAAAAUUUGUCGUUAUUGAUGAAACCUUUGCAUUUAUUGGUGGCACUGAUUUAUGUUACGGUAGAUAUGAUACUUUUGAGCACGUUUUAAGGGAUGAUGCAGAGUCUCUACUAGACCAAAAUUUCCCCGGUAAAGAUUAUUCAAAUGCAAGAAUAGCCGAUUUCCACGAUUUGGACAAACCAUUUGAAUCAAUGUAUGAUAGGAAAGUAAUUCCAAGAAUGCCAUGGCAUGAUGUGCAAAUGAUGACUUUGGGCGAACCCGCAAGAGAUUUAGCCCGUCAUUUUGUUCAAAGAUGGAAUUACUUAUUAAGAGCCAAGAGGCCUAGUAGAUUAACUCCGCUGUUAACACCACCUUCAGAUUUGACUGCUGAAGAGUUGAAUAGAUUGCCAAUGUUUGAAAUAUUACGCGAAAAAUCCACUUGUGAAACUCAGAUACUUAGAAGUGCCGGGAAUUGGUCACUCGGCUUAAAAGAAACGGAAUGUUCCAUUCAAAAUGCUUACUUAAAGUUGAUUGAAAAAAGUGAACAUUUCAUUUAUAUUGAGAACCAAUUUUUCAUUACAUCAACUGCCUGGAAUGGUACUUAUGUUUUGAAUAAAAUUGGUGAUGCCCUUGUGGAUAGAAUUAUCAAAGCUAACCAAGACAACAAACCUUGGAAAGCCUUCGUGCUUAUCCCACUAAUGCCAGGAUUCGAUUCUCCAGUAGACGCCGCGGAAGCUUCAAGUCUUCGUUUGAUCAUGCAAUUUCAAUAUCAGUCAAUUUCAAGAGGUGAGCAUUCUGUUUUUCAAAAAUUAAAAAAACUAAAUAUUGACCCAGCUCAAUAUAUCCAGUUUUUUUCACUGAGAAAAUGGUCAACUUUCGAACCAAAUGAAAAACUAAUCACUGAACAACUUUAUGUUCAUGCUAAAAUCAUGAUUGCUGAUGAUAGAAGGUGUAUCAUAGGGUCUGCCAAUAUCAACGAAAGAUCACAGUUGGGUAAUAGAGAUAGUGAAGUGGCAAUCCUUGUUAGAGAUACCGACCUGGUGAAAACUAAAAUGAAUGGUGACGAAUAUUACGCGGGAAGAUUUCCUUGGGAGUUAAGACAACGUUUGAUGAGAGAACAUCUGGGCUGUGAUGUAGAUCUUGUUGAAUUUGUUGAGCAAAAAUUCGAGAGGUUUGAAAACGUGGCUACAAAGAAUUAUAAGACACUCCAUACCUUGGAUAAUGAUGGUGAUGGUAGUAACAAAUGGACGGAACAGCAAAUGAUCGAUUCUGCUAUGAUUGAAUUAGGUUAUCGUGAAAUUUUCGAUUGUAAAUGCAGUUCCCAAUGGCAAAAUAUUCAUGGAAACGUUGCUAAUGCCAAUACCACUAAAUAUGGGAUAAAUGAAGAAGAACCGAAAAGAGCAGGUGAAGAUGCUUACAACAAGCUCUUUACAUCUGUGGAUCAUCAACAAUCAUUUCGUAAAAGGAAGCCAUUGCCCAAACAUCGCUUCGCAUCGUUAGGACUAACAUUUAAUCACAGAGCCGGUGUUGAGAACAUUGGUAUUAGAGACCAUAAAGUUUUAAGUACAGAUCCAAGAUUAAGAAAAAAUGAUGAACACAAAAAAGAGGUUGACGGCUAUGGGCCCGAUGGCUGGAAAAAAGAAUCUAACGAAAAGUAUAAAUCCGACGCCACUGAACAGUUGAAAGAAUGGGCGUUAAAGUCGCUAACCUCAAAAGUUCUUGAUGAUAAAAAUUUGAUUAAAUCCAAAGCUUCAGAGGGAUUUUCAGAAUACUUACCUGAUGAGAAAGAUCUUGAAAUGUAUAUCAUGGAUAAAAGCGUUACAAAUAGAAACAAAUGGGGUAUGCUGAAAAGAAUUUGCUAUUUACAAUACCUAUCCCACAAACUUGAUGAUAGGAAAUCGCAGAGGUUAAAGAAGAUUAAAGAUAUGAAAAGACAUUUGAGUUCAAGUACUGAAAGCACGAAGAAUGCCUCUAAUAGUCCUCCGUUGAACGAAAAAAGCAACGAAGGAGAAAGUACAGACGUUAAUCAGGAUGGUGAUGGCGAUGAAUAUCAUAGAUUACACGCAGACAUUUUGAGAAACCAAGAAUUAGACGAUAAUUCACUAGAUGAUUUACUUUCUCAGAUCAUUCCAAAGAUAACCAAUUUUAACAGUGGCGAAAUUGAUGAUGCGAAAAAAGAAGAAUUAUUGAAACUGAACUUUAUUGAUCCAUAUUCAUUUGAGGAUCCUCUAAUUUCUUCCUUUUCCGAAGGACUGUGGUUUACUGUUGCAUUAAGAAAUACUCUACUUUACAAAUUAGUAUUCCAUUGUCAACCCGAUAAUGCUGUACAGAAUUGGAAGGAAUAUGGAGAGUUUACUGAACUGGAACAAGAAUUUCACAUAAACCAGGAGAAACUGAUUGAUUUGGAAGCAGAGAACAUCAAUUCUACAGCAACAAAUGUAGUAGAUAAAGAAAGGGAGAAGGAAAGAAUGAAAAGAGCUGCUGAACUGAGGAUGAAAUUAUCCGGUAGCUUGCUGUACGGAUUUAACCAAAAGAUCUUUGAUAAACAUACAGCCCAAAGAAUUUUGGAAAGGAUCCAUGGCCAUUUGGUUAUUUUCCCCACUGAGUGGUUAGCUAAAGAAGUUGAGAGUAGAAACUGGAUUUUUAACUCGGACAGACUCUCACCAAUGGAAAUCUACAAUUAG
Messenger RNA from Saccharomyces eubayanus, 5061 nucleotides. RefSeq names its product phospholipase D (gene SPO14). Bases 1 to 5061 code for a protein of 1686 amino acids. Lineage: Eukaryota; Fungi; Ascomycota; Saccharomycetes; Saccharomycetales; Saccharomycetaceae. Gene Ontology annotation, biological process: intracellular signal transduction; phosphatidic acid biosynthetic process; cell motility. Gene Ontology annotation, molecular function: phosphatidylinositol binding; D-type glycerophospholipase activity. The record is from RefSeq and is a predicted model, not a curated record. The transcript has a single exon.